Nerophis ophidion (straightnose pipefish) is the source of this 975-nucleotide messenger RNA. RefSeq names its product natriuretic peptide B (gene nppb). Gene Ontology annotation, molecular function: hormone receptor binding; hormone activity. Gene Ontology annotation, cellular component: nucleus; cytoplasm; extracellular region. Gene Ontology annotation, biological process: cGMP biosynthetic process; neuropeptide signaling pathway; receptor guanylyl cyclase signaling pathway. The coding region runs from base 54 to 431 and encodes 125 amino acids. The record is from RefSeq and is a predicted model, not a curated record. Lineage: Eukaryota; Metazoa; Chordata; Actinopteri; Syngnathiformes; Syngnathidae. The transcript has 3 exons.
CUUCUCAGCAAAGGAAGCCCCAGAAAAACCAGAAGUACCAGAAGUAGGACAGGAUGGCUAUUUUUUCUUUUCUGGUGACGUGCAGCUUCCUGGUCAUCUUCAACCUCCAGCUGCACCACACCUACCCUGUCAGCAGCGGCUGGACCUCCCGUCACCUGGACAGCCUCAAGGUGCUCCUUGGCGGACUGGAGGAGGCUCUUGCAGAGCGGAGGGAACACCUGAACAUGGACGCCCGCCCGUGGCCGCCACAGGACGCCGCCAUGGACGAGGCGUCAGUCCGGGAGUUCCUCUCCGCCAAAAACCUGAAGAGCCUCCGCAACAACGGCUCCAAGAAAUCUUCAGGUUGUUUUGGUCGCCGUAUGGACCGGAUCGGUUCCAUGAGCUCCCUGGGCUGCAACAACGUCGGCAAAUACAACUCCAAAUCAACAUGAAGUCUUACCUUCCGGUGACCCCGUGGAACUGCAACGUCUCGACCAAAAGAUGUUUUCUAUGCAUUGUAUAUUUAUUUCCUGAUAUUUAUUCAUCAUUGUUUUGUGCCUUAUGAAUAUAUUUAUUUCAACAUGUUAACACUAAAUUGGCCCUAGUGUGUGAAUGUGAGUGUGAAUGUUGUCCGUCUAUCUGUGUUGGCCCUGCGAUGAGGUGGCGACUUGUCCAGGGUGUACCCCGCCUUCCGCCCGAUUGUAGCUGAGAUAGGCGCCAGCGCCCCCCCGCGACCCCGAAAGGGAAUAAGCGGUAGAAAAUGGAUGGAUGGAUGGAUGUUUAACAUCAUGUUUGCUUUGUGCCCUGAAUAUUUUUAACAAAUGCAAAAAAAAACAGGAUUUAUUUUGUGAGACCCCUCAAAGGUUUAUUUAUUUUAUUUAUUGAAUUAAUGAUGUCAGUUUGUAGAAAUAAUAACAUAAAUGUAACAUGAAUUGUUGAAAUAAAACGUGUCCAAUGUAUUUAUUUAAUGACAAAUAAAAUCUAUUUAUUUCCACA